GGCGUGGGGCGGGCGGUGCCUACAGUCGCCCAUGCCCCCUUUUGCCCUCCGCUCGCUGCGGGGGAAGAAGCGUGAACUUGAACGCAGCCUUCACUGCUCACAGUGCGAGUCCAGGCAGAGGCCAGCGAGGCAGCCAGUCAGUCUUAUCAGUAGGUCCCCGCCGCUCAGGUUUCGGUCAACUUAUCGGAGAAGGAGCAGCUGGACUUUGAGAGUGCGCGUUCAGAAAAAGGUGCCAAACGCGGAACGCUCGACGCGAUGUCCAGGCGCAAACUUGGAAGCAAACCGCAGCACCUGAGUGCAAUUCAAGAUGUCACCGACAUGGCGGAUGGCACCAGUCCAUCAGACGACCAGCCUCCUCCUCCUCCACCUCCUCCUUCUCUUCUUCCUGCUCCUCCUCAACAGGUCGGGGCUCCCGACGAGUGUCGUGACCUCCUAACCUGUGGUCAGUGCAGCCGGGCCUUCCCUCUCGCCCACAUCCUGGCGUUCAUUCAGCACAAACAGGGCGGCUGCCGCACCCGAAAUCAAGUCCCUAACACCAACGCCACACCCCCCUCACCUGCCAACCGAACCCAGCAGCAAGUCGCCAACACCGAGCCGGGGCCGGGCUUCAUCGAGCUGAGGAGAGGGGCUGCCAGAGACAGAGCCUGGGGGGAGGAGCCCGGCGUGAAGGCGGAGCACAGCAAAGCAGUGUCCGAGGAGCCCUCCUAUUUCGCCUGCCAGCAGUGUGAAGGUGUGUUUCCAUCUGCAUGGGCGCUCUUACAGCACGCUCAACACACACACUCCUUCAGCAUCUACCAGGAGGACGAGGAGGAUGACAUUCGAGGAGGAAGAGGAGGACUUAAAGAGCACAAACCUGCUGCAGCCACUCUGGACCCUCGCCACCUGAGCCAAGCUCUUGCCUCCGCCUUUCAGCCCUCCGCACUGCGCCUAAGUCGCUCCCGUCAGACACACACCACCACCACCACCUCCUCCUCCUCCAGUAACAUGCAGGCUCUGAACUUUUCAGUGCGGCUCAGGGAGCUCGCCGAGGGGAAUAAUAACACCACCGGAAGCUCCCCUGGAGGCCUGGUGCUGUCUCCGUCCUCUUCUCCACCAGCAGCAUCUCCCUUUCCUCAGACUAGCACCCUCCAGACUGAUUUCCACUGCGAGCCAUGUGACCAGAGUUUCCAUUCCCUGCGCGCCCUGUCUGCCCACCGUCGGACUCACGCUUGCGAGAGGCCCUAUCACUGUGGAGUGUGCGGGCAGGCCUUUGCCCAGAGCGGCCAGCUGGCCCGUCACAUAAGGAGCCAUCACAGGGUGGCUGGAGGUGGAGGAAGUGGGUAUGAGUCGGUGGAGAUGGUCGUGAUGGAGGAGGAUGUAGGGAGGCAGGGGAUGAGAGGGAGGUUUCAAAUGCAGCCAGCUGUAAUCAUGGGAAAGGGAAUGGUUGGUGCAGAUGUGAGAGCCCAGGGCCCCUGUGAGCUCGACCUGACCCUGCCCAAACACCCCUCUGUAGCUUCAGGCCUGACGCUGCUGCCCUCGCAGGUUAGACCAACAGACAGGGAGCUGUUGAGGCUGUACCAGCCCCAGAGAGAAGGGGGAGAGGGAGGCGAGGAGGAGGCAGAGAGCCAUGGAGAGCCUCGGCACACCUCACCCUGCGCCAGCCCCUCUGAAGGCUCACUGGAAAGCGGAGAGACAGGGGGCAGCGGCGAGAGCGGCAUCGCCAGUGGCAACUGCACGCCCAAACGGCCAGAGAUGGGUGACAGAGCGCGAGGAGUCGGAGAGUGGGAGAACGAGAGAGGGGAGAUGAUGGAGAAAGAGUGGAGCUCAGCUAAAGUCAGCGAGGUUGUGCAGGAGUGGCAGAGGGAGAACGAGCGGAGGAGUGUAGGAGGAGGUGUGAGCAGUAGUGGAAACAACAACAAUAAUAAUACCACCAGUUCAGGUGGUAAGAAGAAGAAAGACGAGGCCUGUGAGUACUGUGGUAAACAGUUCAGAAACAGCAGCAACCUGACUGUGCACCGCCGCAGCCACACAGGUGAAAGACCCUACCGCUGCGGCCUCUGCAACUAUGCCUGCGCUCAGAGUUCAAAGUUAACGCGUCACAUGAAGACCCACGGCGCUCAAGGAGCUAAGGCUUCCUUUUUGUGUCAACUGUGCGCCGUGCCUUUCACUGUUUACGCCACUCUGGAGAAACACCUGAAGAAAGUCCACGGCUUGAGCCACGCCAGCGUGGGAGCAUAUGCACAGGCCAGCGCUGCAGACACUUUGGCUGCUAUAAAAGCCGAAGAAGCAGUGGUGGUGAAGAUGGAGGAGGACGAAGCCAGUUUAGAUCAGAUAGAAAUGGAGAGCAAAAUGCAGAGCUACGUGGUGAAAAGCAUGGAGGUGGAGGAGGGGCAAAGCCAAGCGCAGUACGUGGAGAACAUUGGGAGUCCGGCCAUUGUGGGCGAUCUCCCACCUGAGAGCAACGCAGACGUGAGCUUAGCUUUGACCUCUGCACCAUGAGAGCUGCUCUCAUUCACUAAUUGACAUCAAAACAGCACUGUAUAGGAUUUAACCCGCCCAUUCAAUCAGAAAUACAAACAGUCAGGUUAAACUGGAAUCUCGUUUAAAGAGGAAGCUGUAGAAAACAGCAGGCAGUCGCAUCCUCUCUGCCAGCACAGAGGCACCCAGCAGCCACGUUUUUCAUGAUUGUAUGCAAAGCUGCUGGUUGAAACUAAGUGCCUACAGUUCUUUUAGACCACAGAGCAAAAACAAGGCCAUGACAUUCAACAGGGAGAUUACCAGAGCUCUUGAACAGGAAGUGAACUACCACAGUCCACACCGACACAGGAAACUGAUCACCAUGUUGCAGCGCAGGAUGCAAAAGACGAGUGAUUUAUCUCUCUGGUGACCCACCGGACAGGUGGAGACAGAUAUAAACUGUCAGAUAAUAUAGAGAAGUGAUUAUAUUGAAUAUGAGAAGAGGGAGAGAAAAAAAAAGCCUAGCAAUAGAACGAUGUUAAUAUAUUUUCAGCAUCAGCAGAUGGAGAGAGGUCAUAUUGUGCUACCUAGCUUGUUGCUGGUUUUCUUUUUGAGAAGACCUUUUAAAGACUAAAGAUGUUUGAACAGACACAGGAGUGAAAUGAAUCCAAACACUGUCUGCCUGCAGUUUCUCAGACUCCUCUUUUUAAAGGCGCUUGGUUGUCACAACACUUGUCACUUAACAUAAUGUUUACAGGGCUCACGGGGCCUGGCGAGGUUGUGCUCCUGACUUUGUGACAGUAUGUAUGGAUGUUUUUUUUGUUUUUUUUGUUGUUGUUAUAAAUGUGAAUAAGGGGACUUUAAAGUUCCAUCUACUGAUGUUUUUUUUUCUCCAUUAGUUCCUAUGCAUAUAAAAAUAUCUGCAAUUUUACUUACAUACAUGUGAAACGGGUGUAUAUUAUUUUCCUCUAUCUAUUAUUGUGAUGGUAAUUUCUCUCUUUCACUGUUUACAUUUGUAAAGUGCCGGACUGCUUGAAGCUCAUGCAUGUUUUGCAGCCAUUUGAAACUCUUUUUUUUUUUUUACUUUUUGUUAUUAUUUUAUUGCCUGUGUUUGAAUUAUUCCUAAUUUAUGGUUGCUGCAUGUUGGUGGUUGUGUAACAAAAAAAAAAAAAGAAGCUGUUCCCCUGCUGAACUACAGGGUUGGGAGGUGAGGGAGUAGCAAGUCGAUCAGCGUGGAGUUUUGUUGUGGGAAGCGAGCACUUGAUGAGCGAGUUUGUGUGUGUGUGUGUGUGUGUGAAUGUUUUUGUGUGUACAUAUACCGGGAAAACAUCCUUAGGUGACGCUUCUACUUGAACCCUCUGUCCUGUGAUCUUGUGUCCGCAGCAUGACUGGACUGGUCCCAAUAGACGUGUCGUGCUCUUGAGUCCAAAAACAUGUUAAACAUGAGGGAAAAUCGAAUGCUAGGACAAAAGGUUCAAGUGUGAGUGUCUCCAUCUUUAUCGUGACUACUGUGAUGACUUUGUGUUACCAUAUCUGAUUUCUACUUGCAGGGAAAACAAAUGUGUGUGUUAUGUGUAAUGAAUGAUUAUGAAUGAGUGCAGUGUAACUGUUCAGGGAUAAUAUGUACAUAGAUUGACAUUCUUGCCAUUGCUGUACUUAUAAUUAUUAUUACUGUUAUUGUUAUUAUUAUUAACUGCCUCCACUUUUCCUAGCAUCGUCUCCUUUACGCUGAACACUGGCUAUUGUGAAGCUAUACCACUCUGCUGUCUUUGUAAACUCGACACCAUUUUGUAAUUGAGGAGCCUCAAUAAAGAAUUGAGGAGGAA
Molecule: messenger RNA, 4262 nt
Organism: Larimichthys crocea (large yellow croaker)
Lineage: Eukaryota; Metazoa; Chordata; Actinopteri; Sciaenidae
Gene: znf296
Product: zinc finger protein 296
Exons: 3
Coding region: 256-2478 (740 amino acids)
Biological process (GO): positive regulation of transcription by RNA polymerase II
Cellular component (GO): nucleus
Molecular function (GO): RNA polymerase II cis-regulatory region sequence-specific DNA binding; DNA-binding transcription factor activity
Source: RefSeq, a predicted model, not a curated record